CAGACACUGCUGUCACGGUGUACGCAUCAUCGAAAGACCGACGAGGAGAGCAUGCAAUGCUAGUUCAAAGUUAUUGAAGAAUUGAACUACUUUUUCCUCUGAUUUUUGUUUCCGAUUCCUUGGGAACUAUGUCCCGUUUAUAUGACAACCAGCCUCUGCAGUCUGUCCCCGUGGAGAAUCAAACUUGGAAGGGGGAGUGGAACCCGGAAGUCCACAGUGGUCCGGGUGUCCUAUUAGAUGGAGUCCUACAUGGGAGGUCCAGACAUGUCAUCACAGACACAAACCAGAAAAAGUCCAGAUACGUGGUACUUCACGUGAAGCCAACGGUUGCACACAGACGCAAGUUUGACAGCAGAGGAAUCGAGAUUGAACCCAACUUCAGCGACACUCAGAAGGUCAGCAAAGGUCAUCUCAUGUCGUCAUACAAAACAGAGGCCAAGGGCAAAUCAGACAGACUCUCAACCCCCGAGGUGAUAUCGACCGUCAGUAAGCAAGACUUGAGCAGUCUGACGUCCAAGCACAACAGGGAUGGUUGCGUGGCUCUGUGGGCCAGGGAGGAGCAACUAGACAAGAUUGAACUGGAGAAUGGGGACACUAUCAGAUUGAAGACGACAGCAGAUUGCCCAUUCAUAUUUUCAAUAGCCAAACUGGACACCGUCACAAGCCAAGUGUCCAACUACGCCGGAGGGGAGACGGUUGGGUCGUCCUGGACUGACAAGGUCAUGUCAAUGAAGGCCCAGGAUGCACCUGAGCCACAGGACACCGGCGGGGCUGAGGAUGAUGAAUGGGAUGACUAAAGACAAUAUCCACCAAGGUCAGACACGUUUGCCAUCAUUCAUUUUGGCUGCACAGUCCCCCAUUGGAAGGAGAAGCCACUCUCAACAGAUUCCCCUUUGGAAGGCUGCAUGUUCGCGACAGAACAAACAGUUCACUCCCCCAGAAAACAAAAUCGACAAGCUUGUGGUUCAGCAUCUAAAUCAAAAACUCUGCAGUCUCAGUGAGCCAGGAAUCAUUCUAGACCCCUGUUUUGGGGAGGGGGAUGGAGUUUGAGCUGAGGGGGGGGGGGGGAGCUGAAAUCAUUUUGUCAUAGAGUUAAUCUUUUCCUAAAAGAGGCUUGAUAAACCUAUUGUGAUAUGUGAGCACAUCAAAUUUAAGAGACUGAAAUACACAUUGAAAAUUCCCUUUUUCUGUGGCGAGAAGAACAUUUUCACAAAUAUACAUGGUGUGAACAAUUGUAAACUUUUCUGAUGUAAUUUUUUUUAAGUGAGAAUGAAAACUUACAUAAUGUCUCUAAACUAUCUGCAUUAUAAAUGAGUAUUAAUAUAUCGAGGGAUAUCACUUGUACAUUGUUAAAUAUAAAAGUUAUUGAGAACUAUAACAAUUUUUUUAAUGUUUGUUUUUGAAAUUGUCAAAAUGUUAUAAUUAUUCAUACCAAGAUCCAGGAAUGUUAAAAAAACAAGUAGGGCAUAUUUCUCCAAGAAUUUUUUUUUUUUUUUACAGAUAUUCUAAUCUUUUGGAUCUUCAAAGUGAGGUAGCAUAUUUGUUCCUAUUCACUGAUUCCAUGGAUAUAUAUAAUACAAAAAAAAAAUCAAUUUUUCUUCCAGGACUAAACAAUGUAAUAUGAACUCAUUUUAAGUGACAUUGAGUGUAUAAAUUAUUGGAAUACAGCCACAGUACAACUCAUGCAGCUUUUGUGUAAUGUAAACAAAUUUGAUUUCAAAACAUUUCCAAAGUCAUCUCUAUGUUAAAGUGGUCUAUUUUUAAUUGAGCCAACAUUGAUAUUGUUGCCUAAAUCUAUAAUUUUACAAUUUUUAUUCUUAACUCUAAAGAUGUAUUGUCUGUGCUAUUUCUGAAUUUCACUCAAAAAAAAUAAAUUCUUGAUGUCUCUUA
This is a messenger RNA of Patiria miniata (bat star), 1890 nucleotides long. RefSeq names its product arpin-like (gene arpin). NCBI's taxonomy places the organism in Eukaryota, Metazoa, Echinodermata, Asteroidea, Valvatida, Asterinidae. The record is from RefSeq and is a predicted model, not a curated record. Bases 129 to 797 code for a protein of 222 amino acids. Gene Ontology annotation, biological process: negative regulation of actin nucleation. The transcript has 6 exons.